Penicillium oxalicum is the source of this 978-nucleotide messenger RNA. RefSeq names its product putative glycerol dehydrogenase (GldB) (gene gldB). The transcript is spliced from 2 exons. Gene Ontology annotation, molecular function: aldose reductase (NADPH) activity. Gene Ontology annotation, cellular component: cytosol. The record is from RefSeq and is a predicted model, not a curated record. Lineage: Eukaryota; Fungi; Ascomycota; Eurotiomycetes; Eurotiales; Aspergillaceae. Bases 1 to 978 code for a protein of 325 amino acids.
AUGUCCAACGGCAAGACUUUCACAUUGAGCAACGGGGUCAAGGUCCCCGCAGUGGGCUUCGGCACCUUUGCCAGCGAGGGCUCCCAGGGCGAAACCUACAAUGCCGUCACCACUGCCUUGCGCACCGGUUACCGUCACCUCGACUGUGCCUGGUUCUACCAGAAUGAGGAUGAGGUGGGUGAUGCAAUCAAGGACUUCCUCAAGGAGAACCCCUCCGUGAAGCGGGAAGACAUCUUCGUCACCACCAAGGUGUGGAACCACCUGCACCGGUACGACGACGUCCUCUGGUCCGUCAACAACUCUCUCGAGCGCCUGAAGCUCGACUAUGUUGACCUGUUCCUUGUUCACUGGCCCAUUGCUGCUGAGAAGGAUGGUCAAGAUAAGCCCAAGAUUGGCUCCGACGGCAAGUAUGUGAUCCUCAAGGAUCUGACCGAGAACCCCGAGGAGACAUGGCGUGCCAUGGAGAAGCUCUACGCUGAUGGCAAGGCCAAGGCGAUUGGUGUCUCCAACUGGACCAUCCCCGGACUGGAGCAGUUGGCCAAGAUUGCCAAGGUCCAGCCUCAGGUCAACCAGAUCGAGAUUCACCCCUUCUUGCCCAACGAGGAGUUGGUCCAGUACUGCUUCGCCCACAACAUCAUGCCGCAAGCCUAUUCCCCACUCGGCUCUCAGAACCAGGUGCCCACCACCGGCGAGCGGGUCUCGGAGAACAAGACCCUGAACGACAUUGCCGAAAAGGGUGGCAACACCCUGGCUCAAGUGCUGAUCGCCUGGGGUAUCCGCCGCGGCUAUGUCGUUCUCCCCAAGAGCUCCAACCCCAAGCGCAUCGAGUCCAACUUCAAGAGCAUCGAGCUGACCGAUGAGGACUUUGCGGCGGUCAACAACGUCGCCAAGGGCCGUCACUUCCGCUUUGUCAACAUGAAGGACACCUUUGGAUACGAUGUCUGGCCCGAGGAGACUGCCAAGAACAUGUCUGCUUAG